AUGCUUAAAUCGCAUCUGUCCAGCUUCAGAGGCCUGAACCCGUAUCUCCUCUUCUGUAUUGUGGUAUAUCUCUUCGGUGCACUUCUAUUUGGCAUAGAUACAGGGUCCUUCGGCUCCCUCCAAGCGCUUCCCUCAUUCCUUCUACAAUUUGGCACGCAGAAUGAAGCGGGUGAAUACGAGCUUCCAACACAGCGCAAGUCGCUGAUGAAUUCAAUCCCCUGGAUUGGGAAAUUCGUUGGCUGCUUCCUCGUUGAGCCCCUAAUAGAGCGUGUUGGAUAUCGCAAAUCGAUCAUUGUGACAUCAGUCGUUCAGAUAGUUGCACUCAUUAUUGAGAUGACAGCGAAAAGUUGGCAGCAGUUUACUAUUGGACGGAAUUUUGCGUAUUUGGCUGUUGGUUUGGUGGAAAACCUGGUCCCAGCGUACUGCGCUGAGAUCGCCCCAAGCGCACUCCGAGGCCUCCUCGCUGGCUCCAUCACCUUUGUUGUCGCCCUUGGAAACCUCUGGGGCAGCGGUAUGUCUCGGGCCUACGUUGACGAGACGUCGGCAAGGGGCUGGCUGAUUCCUUGCGCCAUGCAGCUUAUCCCGGCCGUAAUCAUCCUCGGUCUCAUCGGAUUCACCCCUGAGUCUCCGCGGUGGCUCCUCCUCAAAGGCAAUAAGGACCUCGCGAUGCGGAACCUCGAGAAACUGCGAAACAGGGACGAGGUGGAUAAUGGUUACGUGGCCGCCGAGAUUGAUGCCAUCAGUGAAGCUAUUGCAGCAGGCUACUCCCAAGGCCAAACCAGCAACAGUUGGUGGAAGAUUUUCAGCGAUCCGACGAACUACGGCCGUAGAGCCUAUGGCCCUACAUUCUACAAGCAGAGCGGGUACGGGGGCGCCUCGUUUACAUAUGCCACGGUAGGACAGGCAAUGACCAUUGUGGGCUCUCUCUUCGGGAUCCUCGUCACGGAUUAUACCGGUCGACGACCGUUAAUGAUCUGGGGUGGUCUGAUGUGCGGCGUCCUGCUCUCUAUAGGAGCAGCUCUGGGCUCGCAUGAACCUCCGAACCAAGCUGAAAAGCGCACUGUGAUAGCUACAUUUCUCCUCCUAGGGAUCUUCACCAAAAUAUCCGCCAGCAACAAUGCCUUCCUGAUCGGUGCCGAAAUUGGCGGUGUGAAGAUGCGCAAGAAGAUCAUGGCCUUUGGAACGGCCAACGAUGUUCUCGCUGCUUUUCUUGUAACCUUCGUUACACCUUACCUGCUUGCAAACCCCGGUCCAAAUCUGGGACCGAAGAUUGGGUGGAUAUUUGCGGCGGCAGGAUACCUUUCUGGAUUUUUCGGGUUCUUCUUUACCCCUGAGCUGAAGGGGCGGUCGUUGGAGGAGGUUGAUCAGAUGUUUGAGGCCGGAUUGCAUGCGUGGCAGUUUAAGGACUUUCAGACGACUGGUGCUGGGAGGAGGUUAACGGAGUUGGAACGACAUGACAAGACAGGUUUAGAGGGCGUUGAAGAAGUGCAACAAGGGAAGGGGCAGCCCUAACAGACCUAUAGAGGUAUAGGAAAG
Molecule: messenger RNA, 1536 nt
Organism: Aspergillus versicolor CBS 583.65
Lineage: Eukaryota; Fungi; Ascomycota; Eurotiomycetes; Eurotiales; Aspergillaceae
Exons: 4
Coding region: 1-1512 (503 amino acids)
Biological process (GO): transmembrane transport; carbohydrate transport
Cellular component (GO): membrane
Molecular function (GO): carbohydrate:proton symporter activity
Source: RefSeq, a predicted model, not a curated record